Ficedula albicollis (Collared flycatcher) is the source of this 5127-nucleotide messenger RNA. It is a transcript of the gene ASXL2, whose product is annotated as additional sex combs like 2, transcriptional regulator. Gene Ontology annotation, molecular function: peroxisome proliferator activated receptor binding; DNA binding; chromatin binding. The record is from RefSeq and is a predicted model, not a curated record. Gene Ontology annotation, biological process: positive regulation of transcription by RNA polymerase II; animal organ morphogenesis. Bases 1 to 3672 code for a protein of 1223 amino acids. Gene Ontology annotation, cellular component: PR-DUB complex. The transcript has 16 exons. Lineage: Eukaryota; Metazoa; Chordata; Aves; Passeriformes; Muscicapidae.
AUGGAGGUUUUGGUGCAGUUCAAUGUAAAUUCAAAAUGCAAAGGAGUAACUUCCUCUCCAUCUGCUCUUGCUUGGCAGGUCCUGGAGAAAUAUCCCAACACACCUAUGAGCCAUAAAGAGAUCCUUCAAGUUAUCCAGAAAGAAGGACUGAAGGAAAUCAGAAGUGGCACCUCCCCCCUGGCCUGCCUGAAUGCCAUGCUGCACACCAACUCCCGGGGUGAGGAGGGCAUCUUCUACAAGGUCCCGGGACGGAUGGGCGUCUACACCCUCAAGAAGGACAUCCCAGAUGGGCUGAAGGAGCUGUCAGAGGGCUCUGAGGAGAGCAGUGAUGGCCACUCAGACUCGCAGAGCUCGGAGCACAGCAGCUCCAGCAGCGACGGCUGCGCCACCAAGGAGGGCAAGAGGAGCAGGUGGAAAAGGAAAGUCUCGUCCCGCCUGGCCCCCACGGCCUCCCCCCAGUCCGGCUGUCCCUCCCCUUCCAUCCCAGGCAAGGGCCUCUCCUCCUCCCAGAAGCACAGCAAGAAAGCUCUCAAACAGGCCCUGAAGCAGCAGCAGCAGAAGCAGCAGCAGCAGCAGCAGUGCCGGGCAGGAAUGGCCCCGGGCAUGGCUCUGCCCUCCGGCCAGCACGUGCUGCUCAAGGCCAAGGCCAGCACUGCCAGCAAGCCAGGCUGGGAAGGGAAGCAGGCAGAUGGACACUCCAGCAGCCCCCCAAACUCCACAUCCAGCUCCUCCCCCUCGGUGAAGCUUGAGAACUCGCUGCCAGGGCUGGCCAAGAAGCCCUUCCCGAGGUCUGACAGGCUCCAUGCACGGCAGCUGAAGAGAGCGCGCUGCGCCGACAUCGACGUGGAGACGCCCGACUCCAUCCUGGUGAACACCAACCUGAGGGCACUGAUCAACAAGCACACCUUCAGCCUGCUGCCCCCCGAGUGCCAGCAGCGCCUGCUGCUGCUGCUGCCCGACGUGGACAGGCAGGUCGGGGCUGACGGGCUGAUGAAGCUCAGCAGCUCUGCUCUCAACAACGAGUUCUUCACAUCAGCUGCACAGGGCUGGAAGGAGAGGCUGUCAGAAGGAGAGUUCACCCCAGAAAUGCAGCUGCGGAUCCGGCAAGAGCUGGAGAAGGAGAAGAAGGUGGAGCUGUGGAAGGAGCACUUCUUUGAGAGCUACUAUGGGCAGAGCUCUGGGCUGAGCCCCGAGGAGGGUUUCUCCCCUGCACAGCAGUUGUGUCAGACCGACCCCCGGCAGUCCGCGUCUGAGCCCCGCCUCUCCGCUCUCUUGCAGAUCCCCGUGUCCCGGAUCUCGCCGAUGCCAUUUCCUGCGGGCCAGCUCUCCCCCCGGCCGCGCUGCCCCCUGUCCCUCGGCCCUGCUGCCAGGACAGGGGCCAGGACCUUGGCAGACAUCAAGGCCAGGGCGCAGCAGGCCAAGGCUCAGAGGGCAGCGCUGCUCCAAGGCAAGAGCGUCCCCCUGGAGCAGAUCCUGCCCAGGGCGCUCAGCAAGGCGGAGCUGAGAGCUGUGCCCGGGGCCGCCCAGGAGGAGCAGGGGGCGGCGGGGGACGGAGCGGCGCCUCUGCCCCCGCAGCAGCUCGGCAGGAUCCUCUGCCAGAGCCGGCCCGCGCCUCCCAUCGCAAGGACCGCGCUGCCCCCGGGGAAGGAGCCCGGUGCUGAGCAGCAGCAGCGGCCGCAGUGCCACGAGGCGCUGAGCAAAUCCACGCAGGAGCAGAUCCUGCAGACCCUCAUCAAGAGGGUGCAGAGGCAGAACGUGCUGCCCGUCCUUCAGCCCUCGCAGCUGGACCUCCCGCACUCAGGUUUCCCCACGGAAAGCAGCUCCACCAGCCAGAGGUUCGUGCUGGGCUUCACGGUGGCUGCCCCGGCCGUAGGGAAUGGCACCGGGGCCAGCAGCGGGGACAGGGCCGGGACAGCCCCUCCUGCCCCGGCCCGGGGGGCUCCUGGGGCGGGGAACGGGGCUGGCUGUGGCACAGUCACCCCAGGAGCACCCACGGUGACCCCUGGAACAGCCAUGGUGACCUCAGGAACAUCCACUGGGCCACCAGGAACACCCACAGUGACCCCAGGAACAUCCAUGGUGACUCCAGAAACAGCCACGGUGACACCAGGAACACCCACGGUGACACCAGGAACACCCACAGUGACACCAGGAGCAUCCACGGUCACCCCAGGAACAGCCACGGUGACCCCAGGAGCACCCACGGUGACCCCAGGAACAGGCGCGGCCGCAGCAGGCAGCGGCUGUGACCUUUCCAAAAGCCCAUCUCCCUGCCCCCCGGGCUGCUCCCUGCCCCCCUCGGGCCCCGCGGCCCCUGGAGCUGUGGGUGUGCCCGUGCCAGCCUCCAGCAGCUCCUCGGGAGCAGCCAGCCUUAGAUCCCCUCCCGGCGGGGCCGUGCCCAGGGCGAGCUCCAGCAUUCCUGCCAACAACCCUUUGGUCACGCAGCUGCUCCAAGGCAAGAGCGUCCCCCUGGAGCAGAUCCUGCCCAGGGCGCUCAGCAAGGCGGAGCUGAGAGCUGUGCCCGGGGCCGCCCAGGAGGAGCAGGGGGCGGCGGGGGACGGAGCGGCGCCUCUGCCCCCGCAGCAGCUCGGCAGGAUCCUCUGCCAGAGCCGGCCCGCGCCUCCCAUCGCAAGGACCGCGCUGCCCCCGGGGAAGGAGCCCGGUGCUGAGCAGCAGCAGCGGCCGCAGUGCCACGAGGCGCUGAGCAAAUCCACGCAGGAGCAGAUCCUGCAGACCCUCAUCAAGAGGGUGCAGAGGCAGAACGUGCUGCCCGUCCUUCAGCCCUCGCAGCUGGACCUCCCGCACUCAGGUUUCCCCACGGAAAGCAGCUCCACCAGCCAGAGGUUCGUGCUGGGCUUCACGGGCAGGAGGACAUGCAGGCCUGCCAUGUCCGGCCACUACCUGCUCAACGUCUCCACCUACGGGCGCGGCUCGGAGAGCUUGAGGAGAGGCUUCUCCCUGGGGCUGAGCAGCCCCGCCGAGGGCGCCAGGGCGGAGCCGGGGCGCUGCGGGGACACGGGCGGCAGCAGCGAGGGCGACACGGACGAGGAGAGCUGCGGGGACGAGCGGGAGCGCGGCGUGGCAGAGGAGUUGCGGGCAGGGCAGGGGGAGCAGGAGCAGGAGCAGGAGCAGGGCUCACACGGCCCUGCGGAGCCCGGCUCCCUGCGGGGCAAGAAGGUGCUGGACGGCUCCACGCUGGCCCGGGACCUGCUGCAGGCGGCGCAGGAGCAGAUGGCCCAGGCCAUGAGGGGCAAGGGCCAGGGCAGCGCGGAGCCCCCGGCGCCCCCCAGCCCGUCCCCGGCACAGCCCCCGCUGCUGCCCGCCCCGCGCCCCCCCAAGCUGCUGGGGCCCAGCUACAGCGGCACCAUCAACGUCUCCACCUCGCCCGGCGUGGGCCAGGCCUCGCUGGUGGGCGAGAGCAGCUCCAUGGGCAACGUCAUGUCCUUCUCGGUGACCGUCACCACCAUCCCCGCCGGGCAGGCCGGCGGCUCCGGGCACGGGCAGAGCCUGGCGGUGCCCGCCUUCGCCGAGGACGGCGCCGGGGAGGAGCCCCCUGCCAAGUGCUACUGCAGGUUGAAAGCCAUGAUCAUGUGCCAGGGCUGCGGCGCCUUCUGCCACGACGACUGCAUCGGGCCCUCCAAGCUCUGCGUCUCCUGCCUGGUGGUGCGGUAACGGGAGCGGGGCUUUUACUGCCUUGCACAAGAGACUCUGAUCAGGAAUGCAGAGUCCCAUUUCUUUCGUUAAGGAAAGAGCACCUUGUACAGGGAGUCGAAAUCGCGCUCGGCGACGCGAAUCGUGACAAGAGUUUGCACUUAAGGACUUAUGUAAAUACGCCACGUUAUUUUGUUUAAAGAUAUUUUUUCAGUCUUUUAGGAGAUAGUGUUUGACUUGUGCUGCAGUUCCAGUGACCCCAGCCUGCUCUGAGCACGUUUGCUGGGCUAUGCUCUCCUCGGGGGGAUCCAGCUCGUCAGACAUCUCCAGUUUCUAUCCAAGAUUUUCUAUUUCCUGCCUGUGGGGAAAGGCAAAUCAGUGUCUGCCUGGGCCUUGCUGGGUGGCUCUUUGUGUUUGAAAUACCAAAUGGGGCUGAGCUCAGCUCAGGGCGGGCCCAGCUGAGGGAGGGGUGCUGGGGCAGCCCACCUGUGCUCCCUGCCAGUUCCUGAUUCCUUCCCUUGCACUGAAGGAAAUCAAAGCACAGUGUUCCCGCGUUCUGGGAGCUGAGGAGCUGAUGGAGCACCAGUCACUCGAGGGCAGUUCCCCUCCUGGGGCAGGUGGGGGCCUUGCUGCAUCCUGGUCAGGGAACAGAGCUAUGUAUGUUUUUGAUGGAAAAGCACUGAAUUCACUUUUAAUCCAAAGGCCUUUUUAAGCUGAAGCAAUAUUCCCACAGCUGAGUGGUGCACGGGGUCCUCAGCCUUCCCUCCCCCUCUCCCUUGUACUACUGCUCCCCUCCCCUUCUCCCCAGGAGCCCAGCACUGGUGGUGAGCAGCAGAAAGAAUUCCCUGGGUGAUUUUCCAAGGGACUGCCAGAGCUCCAGGAGCCUUUGGACAACGCUCUCAGGCACAGGGAGGAUUGUUGGGUCAGGAGCUGGACUGGAGGAUCCCUGUGGAUCCUUUCCAGCACAGGAUAUUCCAUGACUUUGUGAUUUAUUUGGUGAUGACAAGGAAGAGGGAGUUGCAGACUUGAUCCCGUGGUAGCAGGAGCAUUUCCUUCCCUGCCUCAGGAGCUGCAGCAUCACCUGCUCUGGGUUCUGCCAUCUGAAAUUUACUGCAGAGCAGUGACCCCCACUGUCGUGAUUCCACACCACUGCUCGAGCAUCCCCUGGUGAGGAGGAUUGAGGGAUUAGAAAUUAACUCCAUUUUUUAAAUCUAAAGAAUUGCACAGAAUUGUCCCCACGAGCAUCUCACACCCGUGGUGGGCGUGUGGUAUCCCAAGAACCCCCAGCCUGUGCCUGCUCCUGCCACUUCCCACUGCCAGCUCUUGUUGGGGAAGAGGAAAUCCUGCAUUUUUGUAAAGCUGGGCUGGUUUGGAGUGAGAGCAGGAGCUGUCCUUUGCUCCCGUGUAGACAGGGGGGAAGCUCCUUGCCCCAGUCCUGGUCUGACACUUCAUUCCUGGUGGCCCCAGGCCGGCACU